AUGUCAGCAAUCGCCUCAUCCAUGCUGGACAAAUGGGCAGUCCAAGGAGGAACCCACACUGAGUUUGAGAUUGAUGCAAGUAAAAAAUUCCAAACUUUGAGUUCUGAUGUCAUUUCCUGUGUGGCAUUUGGAAGUAGCUAUGAGGAAGGAAAGCGAGUUUUUCAAUUGCAAGAAGAACAGAUAAAACUUGCCCUCCUUGCAAUGAGAACCUUCUACUUUCCUGGCUUCAGGUUCGUACCGACAAAGAAGAACCGAAGAAGGCAUAGCCUAAACCAGGAAAUCCGAAGUUCUCUGCGCAAAUUGAUUGAGACCAAUGGAAGGAAGUGUGAGGACUCCAAAAAUUUGCUUGGAUUGAUGCUAUCAGCCAGCAAAACAGACAAUGGGUUUAAAAUGGGAAUUGAAGAGAUCAUUGAUGAGUGCAAGACAUUUUACUUUGCCGGUAAAGAAACAACUGCAAAUUUGUUAACAUGGGCAACACUUCUAUCGGCAUUGCAUAAAGAGUGGCAAGAUAAAGCACGCGAUGAAGUCCAUCAAGUAUGUGGCAAGAACAAGCACCCAAACGCGGAAAACCUGAAUGCUACAGCCUUUGUAAAUAUGGUGCUGAAGGAGACCCUCAGGCUCUACCCUCCAGCUUUGUCUCUCAGCAGGACAGCCACUAAGGAUGUCAAGCUGGGCAAACCUGACAUCCCUGCGGGCAUGCAGCUCAACCUGCCCCUUGUUGACAUUCACCAUGAUGUCGACAUAUGGGGUGCUGAUGCGGAGGAAUUCGAUCCGUCGAGGUUUGCAGAUGACAAGAGCUAUCACCUCGGCGCGUACUUCCCCUUUGGGAUUGGCCCUGCCAUCUGUGUUGGCCAGAAUAUUGCGAUGGUUGAGGCAAAGCUGGUGAUUGCAAUGGUCCUCCAGCGGUUUGUGAUUGAUGUCUCGCCAUCCUAUGUUCAUGCGCCGAUGAUGGUGAUGACCCUCCAACCCCAGUACGGUGCUCAAGUUCUUGUCCGCAAGAUCUGA
Molecule: messenger RNA, 1005 nt
Organism: Triticum turgidum subsp. durum (durum wheat)
Lineage: Eukaryota; Viridiplantae; Streptophyta; Magnoliopsida; Poales; Poaceae
Source: the annotation of a GenBank genome assembly